GCGGAAUCCUCAGCAAAAAUGUCUCUUGGCAGUGUCCUGAAAAAAUACGUAGCAAUUCCGCUUAUGUCAGUGAUUUAUAUAACCAGUGUAAUCGUUGGGUUCGUGAUUUGUGGCCUGCUGAAGUUAGUGCUACCUUUUCCGGGUGUUCGUAGCAGAAUCUUAAUGUGGCAGAAAUGCGAGUGGCUCCACUUGACAAUUGCUUAUGGAAGCAUAUUCUUUUCCCGUCCUAUCUACGUGGCCUACAACAAGCAGAUUCUGCUGAAAAAGCGGUGCCUGGUAAUAUCCAACCACCAAACGAACUAUGAUUGGCUAAUAAUCCUGAUUAUACUGCAGAAAUUUGACAUGUACCAGGACGUGUGUAUACUCGUGAAGAACUCACUUGCACAGAUACCAAUAUUUGGGAGCACCAUGAGAGCGUUCGGAUACGUCUUUAUUAAGCGGAGCUGGAGCGAGGACUCAAAUACACUAAGGGACUCUCUGAAGUACUUACGUGCGAGAAAUAGGUUUUUCUUCCUGCUUUUCCCUGAAGGGACAAUCUUCGUUCCCAAUACACACGAAAAGUCGAUGGAGUACUCGCGAAAAAUGGAUAUUAAACUGGGAGGCUGCAGCUUUCUUCCUCAAAAUGUCUUAAUACCGCGAACAGCAGGAACAACCAUGGUGUACAAUGAACUGGCAGACACCAUGGACGGAAUCAUAGACGUAACAUUAUUUGUAAGGCCGUACCGCCAGUAUCCCCAAAAAACGUUUACGUACACGGAUGUAUACUUCAGAAAUACAGGCAAGAUAGGAUUCUUCAUUCUCAUGGACUUUGUGCACGGAGUCACGUCCAAAGACUGGCUGUAUGAGAUGUUUGGGAGGAAGGAAGUACUGAUUGAGAGAUACAAGCAGAGCUCUAACUUGUUCGGACGAAUUGGAGAUUCCGACGAUUUUGCGAAAAAGUUUUCCAAAAUAAAAUCGGGGAAUUAUGAAUUUAUUGAGAUCACAUUGAUGAGAUGGCGAAACAUGCUGUAUUUGCUUUACUUUAUAGUCUGGAUGCUUUGCACGGCUUGCGUGGCUAAAAUGAUAGCCAGGUGCAUGCUUCAUUAAAAUACGUUUUUACCAUGA
This is a messenger RNA of Vavraia culicis subsp. floridensis, 1104 nucleotides long. RefSeq names its product 1-acylglycerol-3-phosphate O-acyltransferase. NCBI's taxonomy places the organism in Eukaryota, Fungi, Microsporidia, Pleistophoridae. The record is from RefSeq and is a predicted model, not a curated record. The coding region runs from base 19 to 1086 and encodes 355 amino acids. Gene Ontology annotation, cellular component: endomembrane system. The transcript has a single exon. Gene Ontology annotation, molecular function: acyltransferase activity.